AGUUAUUGGAAAAUCAAAGGCGUGCCCUACAUUAAGCCGAUUUACUUUCUUGGAAAUUUUGGUGGAAACCUCCUGCGGCUUAAAUCCUUGGAAACGCUAAUAAGGGACUGCUACUAUGCAUUUCCAAACAGUCGAUACGUUGGGAUGUACCAGUUUAGGCAACCCAUACUGCUAGUACGAGACCCAGAGCUAGUAAAACAGAUCACUAUAAAAGAUUUUGAUGCCUUUCCCGAGCACGUGCCAGUUUUUCCGAUGGAACCAUUGAUUGCUAAAAGUUUGUUUAACUUAAGCGGGCCGGACUGGCACGAAGUGCGAUCGGCACUCAGUCCGUCAUUUACCAGUCGCAAAAUGAAGUUGCUCUUCACAUUAAUGGCAAAUUGCUCGGAUCAGUUUAUAAGCUACCUAAAUAAGUCUGGUGAUGCCGUGCAGUUAGAGGUACUGGAUGCAUUUACAAGAUACACCAACGACGUAAUUGCCACGUGCGCGUUUGGGAUUACCUGUGACUCGCUCAAAAAUAGAGAUAACGAGUUUUUCUUGAUGGGCACAGCGUCUAGGUUCACGGGAGUUAAAAUGUUCAAGUUUUUCUGUUACACCUUAUGUCCUAGCGUAAUGAAGUUCCUCAAAAUAGGGUACUUCGGGGCAAAAGUGGACGCUUACUUCAGAAAUAUUAUAAAGGAGACGCUCAAACUUAGGAGACAGCAACAAAUUGAACGUCUUGAUAUGAUUAAUUUGCUCAUUGAGGCACAGAGGAAUCCCAAAAACACAGAGUAUAAGAUGACAGAUGAGGAUAUAACAGCCCAAGCGCUUAUUUUCUUCCUUGCCGGAUUCGAUACGGUGGCAAGCGCAAUGACGUUCCUUGCUUACGAGUUGGCUGUCAAUCCAGAUGUUCAGCGGAGACUACAUGAGGAAAUUUGUCGAUCAUCUGAAGAAGUAACAUACGAAACUAUAAAAUCGAUGAGUUACCUGGAAAGCGUUGUGUCGGAAUCAUUACGAUUGCACAGUAAUCUACCAUUCGUCGAUCGAAGAUCCACGAAGCCGUACACCAUUGAACCAGUAGACCCUUCGGAAAGGCCUAUACACUUGGAAAAGGGUACGGUUGUUUGGCUGCCCACGUGCGCCUUACACCUCGACGAAAAGCACUUUCCUAAUCCCAAAAAGUUCGAUCCCGAACGAUUUAGCGAGGAAAACAGACCGCACAUCCCAUCGGGUGCCUACAUACCAUUUGGUUCAGGUCCGAGAUCUUGCAUAGCUUCUCGUUUCGCUUUGUUGGAAAUAAAGCUAAUAGUGAUACGGUUAUUGCAAAAUUUUGAAAUUGUGCCGAAUGCCAAGACCGCGAUCCCGUUGAUACCGGACAAAACGAGUUUCAACGGUCUUCCAGCGGAUGGCGUGUGGGUGACUCUAAAACCGAGAUCGGUUAAUUGAUUUAUUUCAGGUUGAUCUCAG
This is a messenger RNA of Photinus pyralis (common eastern firefly), 1443 nucleotides long. Its product is annotated as cytochrome P450 9e2-like. Lineage: Eukaryota; Metazoa; Arthropoda; Insecta; Coleoptera; Lampyridae. The transcript has 5 exons. The coding region runs from base 145 to 1422 and encodes 425 amino acids. Gene Ontology annotation, molecular function: oxidoreductase activity, acting on paired donors, with incorporation or reduction of molecular oxygen; monooxygenase activity; iron ion binding. The record is from RefSeq and is a predicted model, not a curated record.